This is a messenger RNA of Acinonyx jubatus (cheetah), 437 nucleotides long. RefSeq names its product ice-structuring protein 4-like. The record is from RefSeq and is a predicted model, not a curated record. The transcript has 2 exons. NCBI's taxonomy places the organism in Eukaryota, Metazoa, Chordata, Mammalia, Carnivora, Felidae. Bases 96 to 437 code for a protein of 113 amino acids.
CAGAAAUGUCUUGCUUUUCCAGAACAGCCAUGCUCUCCUUCAGGUUCUUCACAAUGUCUGCUGGGGAUUUGUGAGACUUCCCAAAUGGGAACGGCAUGGCGGCAGCGACAGAUGCCUCGCUGCGCUCUGCCUGCUUCACGGGGCUGGGCCGGGCGGCUCCCUCUCCGCCUCCGCGUCGUCGCCGUCCCCGUCCUCGGCCGCCGCCGCCUCGGGCUGCUCGCUCGGUCCCCGCGGGGCGGCACGGGCGCUCGGCCCCUCCGUUGUCUUCCGCCUGCUCCUGCUCCCGGCGACGGGCUCCCGCGGCAGCGGCGGCGGCGGCUGAGCGGGCGGACGGCGGCCCAGGGGCUCCCGCGGCGGCCGCCGCACUGCUGCGCUCGCUCGCUCGGGCUGCGGCUGCUGCUGCGGGGCCCGGCGCCGCCUUCGCCUUCGCCUUUUAG